This is a messenger RNA of Suillus subaureus, 2584 nucleotides long. RefSeq lists its product as uncharacterized. The coding region runs from base 77 to 2584 and encodes 835 amino acids. NCBI's taxonomy places the organism in Eukaryota, Fungi, Basidiomycota, Agaricomycetes, Boletales, Suillaceae. The record is from RefSeq and is a predicted model, not a curated record. The transcript has 14 exons.
GCUCUCAUCAUCUGUAUUCCUCCAUUUCUUUGCUCACAUCAAUUCUGUAGAUACCUUGUAUAUAUCUUUCGACAUCAUGGGCUCCGACAGGGCCAAAUUCUGCGAUCUGUGUGAACAGAGCAUUAAACCAUGCGGCUGGGUCACUCACCAGAAAGCCUGCGAGAAGAACUCCCAGAAACGAGCCCAGGAUCAGCACAUUGCAGACUCAAUUAGGCAGCGAAAAGCAGGUCUUCUUGGUCCUGGUUCCAAUGGUACUGCUGUCAAUGUGGUGGUGGGUCACAGUCUCAAUCCGCAGCUCAAGACACAGGUCCAGCGAGACCCUUCAGCAUCAAGUUUCCAUGAUGUCGAUAAUCCGGGCCCUUAUUUUGAUGAGCAACUGGCUAUCCCUGAUGAUGACAGGGACCUUCAGUAUUGUGAAUAUCAGCUUGAUGACAUCAAGGUUGAGCACCAUCCCAAGAGUGGGAUCCCAACCAAAAUCUUUGCUUUCAGUGAUUUCAUGCAUCACCCUGCACAUCAUUCCUCAUGGUCUGCUCCAGAACCUAAUGCAAAGCCUUGGUGUCCUUUCAGGUCUCAUUUGGAGUUCAAUAUUGCUGAAAUUGCCCUCAAAGUGGCACUCAAUAAUGAGCAAACAGACUGUCUCAUUGAUAUAUGCUGUUGCUGCGCAGUGCAGUCAGAGAAAUUCAUGUUCAAGAACCACAAGGACAUUUGUGCCAAGUGGGAUGCAGUUUCUCAGCGCCUUACAUGGUUUACAAAGGAUGUGAUUUCGAUACCCUUCACAGAUAAAACAUGGGACUUUGACAUCUACUAUCGUGAUCUUUGGGAGUGGGCUACUGACCUCCUCUGUGAUCCUCAUCUGUUUCCUUAUUUUCAUUUUGAUGCCCAGUGCUUGGCGAAGUUCAACAGCCAGUCUUUUGAACGAUUUGUAGACAAGCCUUUUACUGCUCAAGACUUUUGGGAUGCUCAAUUGCAGCUGCUGCAUAGCAUUAAGCCCCUUGCCUUCAUAUUGUACACUGACAAAACAAAACUAUCUAUGAACUUACCCACCCACAUUUGCAACAGUCAAGGAAUGGGUGGUGGUUACAUUGUUGGGUGGCUUCCUGUGGUGAAGGAAGAUAAAGCCCAUGCUGGCUUGCUGGCAUGGGCUAACUUCAAGGCCACAGUAUGGCAUAAAUCCUUUGAAAGGAUACUGUCUUCACUCACUGCAAAAUCAAAAACUGGUCAAUGGUUGGAGUGUCUAGAUAUUGUUCAGCACUGGUUUUUCCUGCUAAUACUCAUUUUAUCUUCCAAUUUUGAGGAACAGUCAACAAUGGUGCUUACUUGCGGUGUUAGGGCCUUAUGGCCAUGCCCAGUCUGUCUUGUUCCCCAUGAUAAACUUUCCGAUAUGUUGCACUGCUAUCCAUGGCACACAUCUCGUGACUCGGAGGCUAUUCUAGCAACCACACGAGAAAGGGAGACUGCAGAAGAGAGGGAGGAGGUAUUGAAAGACUAUGGACUUCAUGAUGUUGUUAAAAUGUCUCAAGUAGACAAGAGUUAUCAAGCAUUUCCCCACUGGCAAGACCAAAAACAUCCAAACCAGGUCAUGAAUAUCUUGUUUACCGACAACUCCAUGCAUGAAGACAUUUUGAAGGUUCUUAAUUUCUUUCACUCUACCUCGCAUCUACUAAAAUAUCACUACCAGAUGAUACAAUACAUUAACAAAACAGUCAAGAGUGACAAGAACUGGAAUUUCCCGAAGUUGCACAUGGGCUCACACAUUUUUGAUGAUGUUGAGGCAAAAGGAGCAACACGCAACUACAAUACCAAGCUGAACGAGAAGAUGCAUGGCUCAUUAAAGGACUUGUAUUUGCUGCACAUGAACUUUCAUGACAUAGCAGAACAGGUGGCUGCAGAUCAUAUAUGCCACUGCUUAUUCAAAUUCGAUGAUCAUCAACGCCAAUUUGAUGAAGAAGACUUACUGGAGGAAGAAGACUUCCUUGCCACUGUUGUUGAGCACCCUGUCUUGAUGAGUAACUCCUUUCACAUGAAACUCGGAUUGAAGCAACCUCCACUGACCUUUGAUGUGAUUCAGAUGGCUCAUCAAGCAGACCAAGCCUUCAUUAAUUUCUGUGUCAAGCUCAAUGAUUUUCUCAAUAUUACAGAGCACCGCUUUAUUCGCAUCAACUAUGAAUUGAUGGUCAAUUGGCAUCAAAAUACAGACUAUCUUCAUUCCAACCCUCAUUUCUUUGGUUCACCACACUUUGACUGCAUCUUCAUUCGGUUGACUGAGAAUAAAGUCAUUUUUGGCCAGCUGGUCUUCUGUUUUGAAUGUCUGGUUGGGAAUAACACAUUUCCCCUGGCCCUUGUUCACCCUUUUGAUGUUCCUACUGGUUUGCGCACUCGGAAGGACAAGGAUCUCAACCUUUACAGAGUUCAUGCAAGACCACAAGCACAGGCACAGUUUUUUCCUGUUAGAUCAUUCAUAUGCAGGGCCCUUCUGAUAGCAGAUGGACCUUCUGAUGAUCUCAUAGUUGAUACUGCAGAUACUGACAUGUUUCUUUGCAUAAAGAUGAUGCAUCUGGAGGCAGGGCACAUUGUGUGCAUUUGA